CGGCGUCCAUCCAGUACGCCGACCACUUUUGUCACCGGUACACCUCCCGUGGUGUCGAGAGAUACUCUGGUCCCUGGGAUGUACAACCAAAGAAUGUUGUACUCGUUAUUGGGAAUCAAGCGGAUCCUAUCACACCUUAUCGAAACGCGCAACUUGUGACGAGGUUACUGGGAAGCAAGGCGAGACUAGUCCAACAAGCCGGAUAUGGUCACACAAUUCGUAAGCAUCUGGUUUCUGCUUACCAUCUCUCGAAACUGAAAACUAAUUUGACAUACAAUUCGACCUGCACCGCGAAUACCAUCAAAAAAUACCUACAAGGGACUAUUCCAGACGAUAAAGGAGACGACGGUCCGGAUGUUCUUUGUGAAUUGGAUGAAGGUCCUUUUGGGCUCCCUGGAAACACGCCUUGGAAUAUCACAUCAUCCGAGAAUGGCGAUAAACUCACUGCCGGACCGGACGACCCUGGUCUAGUCAACUUUCCUGGUCUCACCGUACCUCCUGCAGUGGGCGGUCAAGAAAUCUCUAAUGGAAAUAAUGAAAGUCAGAACGGUGCUAUCGGGAAAUCUAGGUUGGGAUG
Messenger RNA from Acaulospora colombiana, 577 nucleotides. Lineage: Eukaryota; Fungi; Glomeromycota; Glomeromycetes; Diversisporales; Acaulosporaceae. The record is from the annotation of a GenBank genome assembly.